AUGGGGUCAUCUGGUGUCAUGUGUAGUAGAGCUAGGCCAUAUCUGGCUGUGAUUUUGCUGCAAUUUGGAUAUGCAGGGAUGAACAUAAUUUCUAAGUUUGCCCUAAAUAAGGGCAUGAGCCCACAUGUAUUGGCAGUCUAUCGCCACGCUGUUGCCACUAUUGUUAUUGCUCCUUUUGCCAUUUUUCUUGACAGGAAAGUGAGGCCAAAGAUGACCUUCUCCACCUUCAUCAAGAUAUCAUUGCUCGGCCUACUGGAGCCCACAAUCGACCAAAAUUUGUACUACACAGGCAUGAAAUAUACCACAGCCAUAUUCACAUCUGCCAUGAGCAAUAUUCUCCCUGCCUUCGUAUUUUUGAUGGCUUGGAUCUUGAGACUUGAGAGGGUUAAUAUUCGGAAACUGCAUAGCCAGGCAAAGAUAAUAGGAACCGUAGUCACAGUUGGAGGAGCAAUGCUUAUGACUUUAGUUAAAGGACCUAUGAUUGAUUUGCCAUGGAUAAAAGUAAGUGACAAUCAACAAUCUUCAGCCACUUCCACAAUGCAACAUCCAAUUGAAGGUGCAAUUUUGAUUGCAGUGGGCUGCUUCACCUGGGCUGCUUUCAUCAUUCUUCAAGCAAUUACACUGAAAUCGUAUCCUACUGAGCUCUCCCUCACGGCUUUGAUUUGCUUGAUGGGCACCAUUGAAGGCACGGUAGUGGCCUUGGUAAUGGAAAGAGGCAACCCUUCAGUCUGGUCUAUACAUUUUGAUUGUAAACUCUUAGCUUCUCUUUACAGUGGAGUCAUAUGUUCAGGAUUGGCUUACUAUAUUCAAGGUGUGAUAAUGAAGAAGAAGGGACCAGUUUUUGUCACUACUUUUAGUCCUCUAAGCAUGGUGAUAGUGGCUAUCAUGGGGUCAUUUCUAUUAGCUGAGAUUAUGUAUUUAGGAAGGAUUAUUGGAGCACUUGUGAUUGUGUUUGGCCUUUACUCGGUUGUGUGGGGCAAGAGCAAGGAUGAUGAAGCCCUAUCAAGUUCAGGCAUCAAUAAGGCUGAAUUAACGAUUGAUCUCCAUCAUCAACAACAACCAAUGGCUAAAAUGAGUGGGAUAGUGGGGAGUCUGAAUGAAGAUAUUGAAGAUUCAAUUGGCUUCGAUCUUGAUUUGACGUCCUCCACAAAACGAGCUGAUGAAUCUGUUUGA
Pistacia vera is the source of this 1173-nucleotide messenger RNA. Its product is annotated as WAT1-related protein At2g39510-like. The coding region runs from base 1 to 1173 and encodes 390 amino acids. Lineage: Eukaryota; Viridiplantae; Streptophyta; Magnoliopsida; Sapindales; Anacardiaceae. Gene Ontology annotation, cellular component: plasma membrane. The transcript is spliced from 7 exons. Gene Ontology annotation, molecular function: transmembrane transporter activity. The record is from RefSeq and is a predicted model, not a curated record.